AAUUUUAGCAAUUUGAGCUUCUAGGGCUAUUGUGUGUUUAUUUGUGUUUGUUAUAUAUUAAUUGAGCUACAAAUUAAUCUUGAUAUUGUUGGAACUUCGUUAUGUGUUUCUAUAUUUUCCUCUGGUCUAAUUAUAAGAUUGGGGGUAUUACAAGUUAGAUUUAUAUUACUUCUGUUCAGUAUAAGUUGUUGUAGAUAGUUAGACAAUUGUAAUUAUUAGACAUAAAAAUGUGCUUUUCAGUGGACUAUAAGUUGAUUUAUAUCCAUUUAGCAGGUGCUUGAUAAGAAAUCGAACUGCAUUGGUUCGCCUAUAGUGUACAAUCAGAAUCCCGGCUUUUGCGUUGAAUUUGUUCUGUCUGACGUAAGAUGAUUAGUAAUUGAUAUAGGUGCUACCAUUAUGAAUUUGACGUAUAAUUGAUUAUAAAUAGCAAUUCAUACUUGUCUGAAUGUAGAGUGGAAACGGAAGGCGAUAAAUAAUGAUGUAGGUGCUACCAAUAUGGGAUUCGACGAGUGACUGUUUAUAAAUUUCUAUAUUUAGCGUGCAAAUGAGAUUCUAAUCCUUUGUGAAAAUGAUAACACUCGGUUUCAUGAGUGGUAGUACUAGUUUGACAACGUAACGAUUGCAGACGUGCAAUUGCAUUAGCAUGAUAAUGUUUACAUUCUAGUGUAAUGAAUAUAGUAUAUGUAAUAUGAAUAUAUCUGCAUGAAGUUGUCAAUUAUCUGCACAUCCUGAUACAAUCUAGUUUUCCGUAGCAUUGCAAAUCGUACAACAGUCAAUAUACCUCUAAAAAUCUGUUUGGAAUUAUGUGAACAAAACAAUGCACAGUGACCUUUAAAUGGUAGGUGUCAGCUUUUAGUUUCGGCCAUUAAUUAAUGCGGUUAUAUACGACAAUAUCCAUUAUUCCGACACCAGUCCUACAUAGAACUACAUAUUGUGUUAAAAAAAACAAAUCUAAAACAACAUUGCGUAUGGACCAAGUAAGAAAGGUUAAGAUAUCAUCAUUUGAAAUAUUUAUAAUGCUUUAUGUUGUGUUUAAGAACAUAUCACAAGGCCUUGUCAUGUCGUGAUUUGUCUGUUUUGCUUUUGCAUAUCCAAUUCAACCAGCAGAUUUGUACUUGCACAUAUUUAUCUUAAAUAACUUUACAAAAAUAUAAUUUGAAUUGUUAGCUUGUCUUAAGAUCCUCAAUUACCUGUGCAGGAUUUAGCAUUCAAGUUAUACUGGAUAUGUAGUUAGCCGUGAUCAAGUAGCAUUGGUAGAUGAUGGACGUGAUAUCCGCAUUUGUAGAAUUGGUAUCUGCCUUGAUAGUCCUGGUUACGUUACCUUUGUCGUUAUUUGUAUCAUCUUGUAGAUUGGGUGUCAAAUGUACUUUAAUAGUUAUCAGCACAUUGGUGGAACUGUUGACGGCAGCUAUCUUCCUGCAUGUACACAUAUUCUGGAGACUUUUGGUCUGGACUGGUGCUCUUUUAUCUCUUCCUGGACGACUUUUAAAUGCACUACACAGGAAUAGGCUGAUGGAGAUGCAUCUCCAGGAGAUGCAAGAUGUACUGGAGACCAUUCUUUUGGAAAAAAAGCAACUUAAAGAACGAUUAAAGACGGCUAUUAAAGACCGGAGGAUGAUGGAGGUGAUGCUAGCAGAACUGGAAGAGGAACAUGACCAAGCAAUUGUGAAGAUCGAAUCAUUAGAGAGUGAGUUGCAAGGUAUGAAGAAUGAGAUAGAUCAGCUGAAGGAGGUUAAAGAGAAGUCACUGGGGAGCUCCAGAGACCUUGCAGAUACAAUCAGCAAUCAGAGUGCCAUCGAUGCUGACAAGUUUGCUAUUGCGCAUGAGGUAUACACAUGGAAACCAAGUGGUCAUGGUUCUGAUCUGGCCCUGCAUAGCUUGCUGCAGAAAGAUAUCCGUGAAGACGAUAGCAAACUUAAGCCUGCAAUGCAGCAUUUUGUGAAAGAUAAAUCAAAAUCCAGUCCAACUGCAAUUCCAUAUAAAUCCACUUCUAUCUCAAAGCAUUCAGAUGUUGAUGAAGUACUUCACCGUCGAAGAGAAGUUGCCCUUUCUCAGAGCCUUUUCAGUGCUAUAUUAUCGCUACUGGUUGCAAUGGUUAUUUGGAAAGCGGAAGACCCUUGCAUGCCACUUGUAGUAGCUCUUUUCUCCGUAGUUGGAGUGUCACUGAAAAGCGUGGUCCACUUCUUCUCUACCAUAGAAAACAAACCGGCUUCCGAUGCAGUUACCCUCUUAAGCAUCAGUUGGUUUCUUCUUGGCACACUCACUUAUCCUACACUGCCAAAGGCUGUUCGCAUGUAUGGUCCUGCAGUAUACAAGAUUUCCAAUCAGCUGGUAAAAUCUCUUGGUUUUUCGUACUAGUCUUUGACUUUCAGUUCAUGCUACCAUGUACCGUAGACAUUAGUCGUUAGCUUUUCUUUUCUCAAGUGUAUUUUUGUCUCAACAGCUUCUCAUUUAGGGACAUUCACUAUUUGGGAGAUGGUGUUCUUUCUUUCAGAGUAAAUAGACAACAAAGUGUGUCUCGAGUUUUCUCAAGUCCAA
Molecule: messenger RNA, 2538 nt
Organism: Daucus carota subsp. sativus
Lineage: Eukaryota; Viridiplantae; Streptophyta; Magnoliopsida; Apiales; Apiaceae
Exons: 3
Coding region: 1258-2358 (366 amino acids)
Source: RefSeq, a predicted model, not a curated record